UCCUCAGCCCGGGGAGGACCGCCUCCUGCCCGGGCUGAUGCCUGACUCCCUGCCGCUGAGAUGGAUCUGCAGAAUCCCAUUGAUCGGAACAUUUCACCGGGAAGAUGCAUCUUCUCCUGCUAAAGCUCAGCCUCUUCUUCUGAUGCAGCUCCCUACAGAACUUGGGCAGAAGGGUGACUCCCCUGCACCCAUCUCUCCUAUCUCCCCUCUCCACUCACCCGACUCUCUGGAAGAGCUUUCUCUGACCGAGAGUCCCAACCAGCCCCCUCCCCCAGGAUCUGCUGCACCCCUGGGCUCCUUCUCCAUCACACCCCCCACUAUUCUCUCCAAGAAUAUGCCUUGGGAUGGCGAAGAAGGCGACUCUGGACCCGGACGUGGUAAAACCAAGGAGGACCUUCUAGAUUCCCUAGCUGCUCCCUACCUGAGUUUAGGGAAAGACUCAGGGCCUCAUAAUCCGUGUGAAGACAGCGGCAUUUCGUUUUCCCCCGAAGAGAAGAUGAUUAGCUCAGACAGGUCCUCCACCGGCCCCUCCCCUGUCAACCCUCUGAUGAUGGUUCAUGAGUCUCACCUUACCUCCUCUAACCCAACAGAGCACUGGGAUUCACCGUUCCUCUCAUCUGAAGACAACUCCAAAGUCUCCAUGGAUUCCUUCACCAAGGACACAACACCCAUUAGCUCCUCCAAAUAUGAACCAGACGUUUGUGGCAACCAGUCUGAUGAAGAUGAAGACUUGAAUUAUGAGGUAAAGAAGAAUAAUAACCCGUUUGACGGAUAUUCCCCGCUAGCCGACAGUGGCUACUCCCAUUUUGGAGAACCGAAGUCUGACACCAAGAUGUCAGAGAGUCCCACACCAGAUCUGGUCCAGUACAGGCAGACUGGAGAGUCCCAGGAGAACCAACCAUCCAUCCUAGACGGGGGAAAACUUUUCGAGACCACUAAGACGGCCAGUGAAGCCCUCUUGGAGUCAAUGAACCAGUUCUCAUCUGGUCUGAAAGAAGAUGAUGAGGAAGAAGAUGAAGAGGAUUCUGCUUUGCCACCGUCGCUUCCAGACAUCCUGAAGUCUUCCCCUCUCAACCCUGACAAAGUGGACUCUGGCUCUUCUGAGGGAAGUCCGGAGGAGCAGAGCCCCAUCCUGGAACGCCGGAUGAUGGAGUCCCCCAACCCUCCGAUCAACCUAUCCGCCAACAACCCGUUUGCUUUUGAUACCAAAGUGUCUCUCCUGAAGGAGAUGACCGAGGAGAUGGAGGCGAGAUCUGCAGAUGGUACAACCGUUGAAGACAGCAAAAACUUUGGAGCCUUUGAUCUGGUCAAGGAGGCUGAGGAGACCACCCCGCCGAAGGUCAAAGCAGAGGAACCUGUCCAGAUUGAGCAGAAAGACUGGUUCUCCAGCAACGAUUCUCCUAAAAGGCCUGAAAGGUUUGAACCGCUUGACUUUCAGAGCAAGAAGACCACCACCGAAGAUUCAGACUCUGAGUCUCCUACCGCAGAUUCCCUGUCGCCUGUUCUGGAGGCCAUGGCCAAGAACCCUGCCAGCUUCCAGGUAGAAACGGAGAAGAAAGACCUGAAGAUGGAGCUGGAGGAGCCGGAGGUUGCUGAGGAGGUGUCUGAGCACGAGGUCUCCUCAGAGGAGUUUGAGUUCAUUGAGCGACCGCCCCGAGGUGUGAUCGAUGAGUUCCUCGAGGCUCUGGACCCCUCCAAGUUCUCAUCCCCGAAGCCUCCAGAGAUCCCCCUGGAUGAUGACCUCGGCUUCAGCCUGAAGGACACGCCUGCCGUCGCGGUUCCUGAGCCAGAAGCCCUUAGCCAGAGCUCCUACCACCUCCUCACCCAGGCCUCAACACAGAAGACCAAGGCCGAGCUGGAGACCCCCCCGAGCCAGGCGCCACCCGCCCGCCUGCCGGCCGGGAACCCCGAGCAGCCGGCCCCCCAGAGGAGCGCCGCGGGCAGCAAACUGUUUAAGAUGCCAAACCUGAACAUAAGAGCAGUGGUGGAGCUGGUGUACUGGCGCGACGUGAAGACGACGGGCGUUGUGUUCGGCGCGGCGCUGCUGCUGCUGCUGUCGCUCAGCGUCUGCAGCAUCGUCAGCGUCUGCUCCUACAUCGGCCUGGCGCUGCUGUCCGUCACCAUCUGCUUCCGGAUAUACAAGGGCAUCCUGCAGGCCAUCCAGAAGUCCGACGAGGGACACCCCUUCAAGCUGUACCUGGACCAGGAGGUGGCGCUGUCCGCGGACCUGGCCCACAAGUACAGCGACGUGAUUCUGGAGAAGCUGAACUGGACCAUCGAGGAGCUGAGGCGUCUGUUCCUGGUGGAGGACCUGGUGGACUCCAUCAAGUUUGCGAUUCUGAUGUGGAUCCUGACCUACAUUGGCGCCUUUUUCAACGGACUCACUCUGCUGAUCCUUGGUCUGGUCGGAGCGUUCAGCUGCCCAAUCAUCUAUGAGAAACACCAGGCUCAGAUCGAUCACUACCUGGCGCUGGUCACCAACCAGGUCAAGGAUAUUGUGGAAAAGAUUCAGGAAAAGGUUCCCGGACUGAAGCGCAAGGCGGAGUGAAGGAACGGGAGGUCAAAGGUCGGAUUCAGGAAGUCCUGAUGGGAGGGGGAGGGGGGCAGGAGGAAACGAAAUGAAGGAGGAAGAGGAGGGUGAGGGGGGUAAUGAAGGAGGAAGAGGAGGAUCAGGUGGGCGCUGCCCUUAAUGAUGUAUUUGUCAGAUUAUUAAACUUUUUAUUUUAUUUUUUUUCCAUUUCAGAAUUCCUUAUUUUGUGUUUCUGAGAAUCGUUCAGUGGCUUUGAUGAUGAUGAUGAUGAUGAUCAUCAGCUCUGUUUUAUUUCUGUGAACCAAUCAGAGUCUCGGAAACAUUUUAAAGCUGGUUGGCCCCGCCCCCUUCCCCUCAGCCUGUCACAGGCAGCAGGUUGGGGAGGGGCUGCUGUGAGGAAGAGGAGGGGCCUGCACUAAACUCUUCAUCGCUGCUCGGUAGCUGUAGAACCAUGUAGAACAAUCCAUUACCCUGUUAGAUCAUCGUCAUCCCGCUGUCUCCUAGGAAACGGCCGGGCGUUUCCCUCCGCCAGGUGUUGUUUCCAGGUGAGGUGGGCGGAGCUUAAAGCGUCUGUUUGUUCUGCUUCUUUAAUCGUGAAUGAUAAACUUCUUCUUCUUCUUCACCUGUGCUGAUUAAACUCCGCUGGAGUCGUGUUGUGGAAUGCAUUGUGAGAUGUAAACAGUUAUCAAUAAAGCUUCUAGACAAACUACCAGAACCAGAA
Xiphophorus hellerii (green swordtail) is the source of this 3251-nucleotide messenger RNA. RefSeq names its product reticulon-4-like. The coding region runs from base 38 to 2548 and encodes 836 amino acids. NCBI's taxonomy places the organism in Eukaryota, Metazoa, Chordata, Actinopteri, Cyprinodontiformes, Poeciliidae. Gene Ontology annotation, biological process: neuron differentiation; brain development; endoplasmic reticulum tubular network formation. The transcript has 9 exons. The record is from RefSeq and is a predicted model, not a curated record. Gene Ontology annotation, cellular component: axon; postsynaptic density; endoplasmic reticulum membrane.